Messenger RNA from Pomacea canaliculata, 2955 nucleotides. RefSeq lists its product as uncharacterized. The transcript has 8 exons. Gene Ontology annotation, cellular component: membrane. Gene Ontology annotation, molecular function: sucrose:proton symporter activity. The record is from RefSeq and is a predicted model, not a curated record. The coding region runs from base 398 to 2398 and encodes 666 amino acids. NCBI's taxonomy places the organism in Eukaryota, Metazoa, Mollusca, Gastropoda, Architaenioglossa, Ampullariidae.
ACCAUCUCGGUAUUUAAGAGCCGAUGUUUUGCUCAAGACAUCGUCUGCUAUUGCUUCCUAGUCAUCGUCGUCAUCAUUCUAGAAGGGAUAAGCCCUGGGACAGAGAGAACCUCUCCAAAACUGUUCAUUUCCACUUGCAAAUUUCCAAGACAUCCCCACAUCCCAGAAGACAUCUAGCUGACUGUCGGAAGAAAAAUAAUAAAAGUCUUGAAAAAGAUAACAACGCAAGAAAAACACCAAGUACCUGGACCAAAAUACACAUGGCCAUAAACGAUGCCAGCAAAUAAGAAGACUUUUCGUUUCCGGAUAUAGUAACAAUAACAGUAGACAAAAAUAAAAGAGGGAGAAGGAAUAGAAUACAAAAUCCUUCACUCACAUAUUAAUAAAAUAGUUCAAGAUGUCGCCACGCCAAAAAGUGGAGGAAACUGAAAUCCAGUUGUCGUUUCGACAAACGGAGGUUCCGCGUGCUGUCUACGAGGAGAAGGGACUCGGGUAUCUUCACAAGAUACGCUUGGCGGUGGGCAUGCUACCCAGUGAUGGAGCGGCUUUCUUUGAACACCUGUACAUGCUGCCUGUCCUCCAGACCCUGGGAACACCCGUCGCCUUGGUAACGCUUCCUGGCUGCAUCUCCGCUUCAUUGGCGAUGCUGACGCUACCAGUGUACGGACGGUUCAUUGACAAAGGUUCGAACCCCAGACGCCGGAAGAGGCCCGCCGUGGUGUGCGCGGUGGCGUUGCUGGGCCUUGGGCUGACCUUCAUCUUGUUGGCCAAUGCCUUGCACAUCUGGGGCCAGGGUCCAUCCCACCGCCCCCCUCCCAUUCCUGACCAUCACAACCUCACAGUCACAGGGAACGCGACUGCCGAAAAUUUCUCGAAAACUGCACUUGUUGGAAAAGACUUUGAGAAUGGAACAGUCCAGGAAUCGACAAUCGCGGACUUGGCUUAUGUUCUUCACGAUGAAGUCAGCAGCGGGAACGCGUCCAGCGAUGCAAGUGGGCGACGACUACAGACCGACAUCAUUACCGAGGACCAGGAUGUGGCUGGUGACCAGUCGGGGUUCGGGCUUCCUCCACUGGCGCUGAUCGCCGUGCUGGGUUUCGUGCUGAUUGACUGGGGCUACGACAUGACCAACGUGUCAGUCAAGACAUACAUGAUCUCCUACAGCCCCCGCAUGGACCACGUGUCGCUGCUGGUGCUCGGAGUCUUGAUGGCUUCCGUGGGCGGGUGUUGCACCGCCGUCACUGGUCUCAUCGACCUCGGCUCCCUCAUCACCGAUGCGCCUUGGGUGGCGCAGGUGUGCAAGCAGGCUGUUGUGCAGGUGAGCAUCCUCAUCGCGCUAACUGUGGUCUGCACCCUCUGCUCGGUGUUGUCUGCACCUCAGCAGCAGUACUGGGACCACAUUCCUCCAGAGGGCGGCACCGACGCCGUCGAGCACGUGGCGCGCGGCGGAAAUGACGGCGCUGGCCAGGAGGGGGACGAGGGAAGCGUCAUGGUAGUGGAACACAGCACGCUGACCACAGACAUGCAGGAGAACCUCAUCAUGGCCACCGCCUCGCCCGCGGACGUUCUUGGCCUAUCCACGUCCACGCAGGUGGACCAUCCUCUCCUUGCUCGCAGCAUCAGCGUUCGCUUUCAUCAUUUUAACGACAAAUCCGACAUCAAGGAAUCGAUAGCUGCCUCCAGCAGAAAGUCGUACAACACCAUUUCACUGUCGCAGACCACCAUCAGCAACAGCACCAGAGAAACUAGGAAAAGAUGUCGGUGGCCCAGCAGAGCCACCUUCAACCUCGCCAUCCUCAUGACAUCCAGCUUCUUCACAAGCUGCGGCAACUUCGUCUAUAACAUUACCAUGAUCGACUACCUCGGCAAGGUCGUCUUCGGUGGCGACCCUAGGGAAGGGAACCCCAAGCAGGAGCUGUACCAGCAGGGUGUCCAAACAGGGUCACUUGGGCUGCUAAUAACCAACAUCGUAUACAUGAUCUUCAGCCUCGUGCAUCACAAAGUCCUCAGCACUCUGGGGCCGAAAGUUGAAUAUCUCGGAGUCAGUGUUGCUAUGGUCAGUCUUCUGCUGAUUUACUGGUUGACCAACAGCUUGGCAGCAUUUUAUGUCACUUCUGGGGUCAUGGGACUGAGCAGAGCGGUAUUAAAUACAAUACCUUUCAUGGUGGCCAACGAGCAGUGUCAGAAGGAGACUGAGACAUUAUCUGGCAAAGGGAGUCAUCCUCCUGUUGGUUCCAUCCUGGGUUUAGUCACAUGUGCAAUGCCCUGUGCCUGGCUGGUAGUGUCGGCAAUCACCGGCCCACUGAUGGAUGUCACUGGUGAGCCUGCAGCCCCUCUUCUUUUUGGCAUCGUCUGCGUUGUGUUUGGUGCAGCUCUAUUUCCUUGCUACCGAUUCUAAUGUGUCUAUGAAAUGAGAUCAAGACAAAGUGAUUCACUGGGAAUGGUUGUUUCUCUGAGUACUUCUUCUGAGGGAAAAACAGGAAGAUGACUUUAUGUGAGACCCCGAAUAAAGACAAUUCCCUUUGCUACUAAUGGUGAAAUGUAUUAUAGUUGAUGCUGAACUAAAGGGGAUAGCUACUGCAAACGGAUAUGCAUCAGCACCCCAAGAAAAAUACUUGGUUCACACAUACAGUUUAAAUGUAAGCACUGCUUUCAGGAGGAUUUGACUAAUAAACUUGUGUAUCAUACUCUUACAGUAUCUAUUCCUCAAUGGUCACAUUUUCCACCACUUUUUCACCUCACACUUGAUGAACAUUGACAUCUUAAAGGAGUAAGUUUAUCUUCUCUCAGAGGCAGCUUUGUUUACACCCAAUAACUGAGUGAUUAUUAACAUAGAAAGUCACGCUUCAUCCUUUCUCAAGAUAUUUGUUAUGUUACACUGAGACACAUCUGUAAUAUUUUGGUUUUAUCAGAAUGAAUGGUACAAAAACAAUUAAAAUGACAAUGUGGUUCAAA